CACGAACAAACUCUAAAUCACUGUCAGAAUGCACAGCUGAAAUUGCCAGUAGAUGUGAAAGUCCAACUUAGUAGUCAUCACGUGUCUCUCGGUUGAACCUCGGCUCUCAGACAACUUUCGCAAACUUCACAAUGUUAAACAUGAGCUCUGAAGUGAACUCUCCCAAUCUACAAUGGUCCUCCGAAUCCGCCUAGCACGCUUCGGCAAGCGCCACUCACCCUUUUACAACAUUGUCGUCGCGCAUGCGCGAACAGCACGUAACUCUAAACCCCUCGAAGUCCUCGGAACAUACAAUCCCAUCCCACAACCACCACGACCGGGUGAUACAAACGGACGGCCAUGGAAAGAAAUCAUGCUCGAUAGUUCGAGGGCAAGAUAUUGGGUUGGUGUCGGCGCACAGCCGAGCGAUACUGUUUGGAGGCUGUUGAGCAUGGUCGGCAUACUGGAGCCAAAAUUUCGCGUCGGACAGAUAAAGAACGAGGUGAUCAAAGCAGAUUCCGCAGCCAAAUCGCUAAUACCACCGCGCACUACGACAGCAGCCGCGACCGAGACAGCGUAGAUAAAUAGAGCAGGUAGGCAUUUUGUGGGAGAUGUGGUCAGGUUGCAUCAAACGGCGUUAAGGCAGGAAAGUCUUGAUUUGAAAUAUGUACAAUUUUCCUCCGCAGAUGACGUAUAAGCAUGCAAAACAGAAGAAGCUCCAGCGAGGAGUCUUAU
Molecule: messenger RNA, 714 nt
Organism: Lindgomyces ingoldianus
Lineage: Eukaryota; Fungi; Ascomycota; Dothideomycetes; Pleosporales; Lindgomycetaceae
Product: ribosomal protein S16
Exons: 3
Coding region: 173-559 (128 amino acids)
Biological process (GO): mitochondrial translation
Cellular component (GO): ribosome; mitochondrial small ribosomal subunit
Molecular function (GO): structural constituent of ribosome
Source: RefSeq, a predicted model, not a curated record